Molecule: messenger RNA, 5181 nt
Organism: Pipistrellus kuhlii (Kuhl's pipistrelle)
Lineage: Eukaryota; Metazoa; Chordata; Mammalia; Chiroptera; Vespertilionidae
Gene: OGA
Product: O-GlcNAcase
Exons: 16
Coding region: 456-3206 (916 amino acids)
Biological process (GO): glycoprotein metabolic process
Molecular function (GO): beta-N-acetylglucosaminidase activity
Source: RefSeq, a predicted model, not a curated record
UGCGGAUAAACAGGAAGCUGGUGGUAGCGGCAGCGGCAGGAGAGACCUCUCGGGGUUUCGGGGGGGAACCAGCGGAAGAACGAAGCUUCCAGGGCGGGCAGCGGAGGCCAGCUGAGGACGGAGAAAAGCCGCUUUGGCCGCCUGCCUCCCGGGGGCGAGAGGCGCAGCGCCGCUCUGGGCUUAGGCCUCCCGCUCCGCCGGCUCCGGCUGCGGCUGCAGCUGACAAAGGGCUCGCUCCGGCGCCGCCGCCCUUCUCAUCCGGGCACUCGGGUCCCUGCGGAGCGGGCGGGGGAAGGGCGGAGGGGGAAGGGCAGGAGCCCGGGAGCCGAGCACUUGGAGCGGAGGAGGCCCUGUCCGCGGCUCUGGCCCGGGGGUCCGGCAGGCGGAGGCCGAGGAGGAGCCGCGGCCGAGGAGGGCCCGUAGCGGUGGCGGCGGCGGCGGCCGGGGCCAGGAGGAUGGUGCAGAAGGAGAGCCAGGCGGCGCUGGAGGAGCGGGAGAACGAGCUCAACGCCAACCCUGCCAGCUCGGCGGGGGCAGCGCUGGAGCCCCCGGCCACGCCGGCCCCCGGGGAAGACACCCCGGCCGGGGCCGGGGGCGCUGCGGCGCCCGGGGCGGCCGGAGGGGCUCGGAAGUUCCUGUGUGGCGUGGUGGAAGGAUUUUAUGGAAGACCUUGGAUUAUGGAACAGAGAAAAGAACUCUUUAGAAGGCUCCAGAAAUGGGAAUUAAAUACAUACUUGUAUGCCCCAAAAGAUGACUACAAACAUAGGAUGUUUUGGCGAGAGAUGUAUUCAGUGGAGGAAGCUGAACAACUUAUGACUCUCAUCUCUGCUGCGCGGGAAUACGGGAUAGAGUUCAUCUACGCUAUCUCACCUGGAUUGGAUAUUACCUUUUCGAAUCCCAAGGAAGUUUCUACAUUGAAACGCAAACUUGACCAGGUUUCUCAGUUUGGGUGCAGGUCAUUUGCCUUGCUUUUUGAUGAUAUUGACCAUAACAUGUGUGCAGCAGAUAAAGAGGUAUUCAGUUCUUUCGCUCAUGCUCAGGUCUCCAUCACAAAUGAAAUUUAUCAGUACCUAGGAGAGCCGGAAACUUUCCUCUUCUGUCCCACAGAAUAUUGUGGCACUUUCUGUUAUCCAAAUGUGUCUCAGUCUCCUUAUUUAAGGACUGUGGGUGAAAAGCUUCUGCCUGGAAUUGAGGUGCUUUGGACAGGUCCCAAAGUUGUUUCUAAAGAAAUUCCAGUAGAGUCCAUUGAAGAGGUUUCUAAGAUUAUUAAGAGAGCUCCGGUAAUCUGGGAUAACAUUCAUGCUAAUGAUUAUGAUCAGAAGAGACUAUUUCUGGGCCCAUACAAAGGAAGAUCCACAGAACUCAUCCCACGGUUAAAAGGAGUCCUGACUAAUCCAAAUUGUGAAUUUGAAGCCAACUAUGUUGCUAUCCAUACCCUUGCCACCUGGUACAAAUCAAACAUGAAUGGAGUGAGAAAAGAUGUAGUGAUGACUGACAGUGAAGACAGUACUGUAUCAAUCCAAAUAAAGUUAGAAAAUGAAGGCAGUGAUGAAGAUAUUGAAACUGAUGUACUUUAUAGUCCACAGAUGGCUCUAAAGUUAGCUUUAACAGAAUGGUUGCAGGAUUUUGGAGUACCUCAUCAGUACAGCAGUAGGCAAGUUGCACAUAGUGGAGCUAAAUCAAGUGUAGUUGAUGGGACUCCCCUAGUUACAUCGCCUUCUUUAAAUUCCACAACUGUAGUUACAACGGUUUACCAGGAGCCCAUUAUGAGUCAGGGAGCAGCCUUGAGUAGUGAACCGACAGUUCUGACCAAGGAAGAAGAAAAGAAACAGUCAGAUGAGGAACCCAUGGACAUGGUAGUGGAAAAACAAGAAGAAACAGACCAUAAGAAUGACAAUCAAAUAUUAACAGAAAUUGUAGAAGCUAAAAUGGCAGAGGAAUUGAAACCAAUGGACACUGAUAAAGAGAGCAUAGCUGAAUCAAAAUCCCCAGAGAUGUCUAUGCAGGAAGAUUGCAUCAGUGAUAUUGCCCCUAUGCAGACUGAUGAACAGAUAAACAAGGAGCAGUUUGUGCCAGCUCCAAAUGAAAAGCCUUUGUACACUGUAGAGCCAGUGACUCUGGAGGAUUUGCAGUUACUUGCUGAUCUGUUCUACUUACCUUAUGAGCAUGGACCCAAAGGAGCACAGAUGUUACGUGAGUUCCAGUGGCUUCGAGCAAACAGCAGUGUUGUCAGUGUCAAUUGUAAAGGAAAGGACUCAGAAAAAAUUGAAGAAUGGCGGUCACGGGCAGCCAAGUUUGAAGAAAUGUGUGGACUAGUGAUGGGAAUGUUCACUCGGCUUUCCAAUUGUGCCAACAGGACAAUCCUUUAUGACAUGUACUCCUACGUUUGGGACAUCAAGAGUAUAAUGUCUAUGGUGAAGUCUUUUGUACAGUGGUUAGGGUGUCGUAGUCAUUCUUCAGCACAGUUCUUAAUUGGAGACCAAGAACCCUGGGCCUUUAGAGGCGGUCUAGCAGGAGAGUUCCAGCGUUUGCUGCCAAUUGAUGGGGCAAAUGAUCUCUUUUUUCAACCACCCCCUCUGACUCCUACCUCCAAAGUUUAUACUAUCAGACCAUAUUUUCCUAAAGAUGAGGCUUCCGUGUACAAGAUUUGCAGAGAAAUGUAUGACGAUGGAGUGGGUUUACCUUUUCAAAGUCAGCCUGACCUUAUUGGAGACAAGUUAGUGGGAGGGCUGCUUUCCCUCAGCCUGGAUUAUUGCUUUGUCCUAGAAGAUGAAGAUGGCAUAUGUGGUUAUGCCCUGGGCACUGUAGACGUGACCCCCUUCAUUAAAAAAUGUAAAAUUUCCUGGAUUCCCUUCAUGCAAGAGAAGUAUACCAAGCCAAAUGGUGACAAAGAACUCUCUGAGGCGGAGAAAAUAAUGUUGAGUUUCCAUGAAGAGCAGGAAGUGUUGCCAGAAACUUUCCUUGCCAACUUCCCUUCUCUGAUAAAGGUGGAUAUUCAUAAAAAAGUAACUGACCCAAGUGUAGCCAAAAGCAUGAUGGCUUGCCUCCUAUCUUCACUGAAGGCUAAUGGCUCCCGAGGGGCUUUCUGUGAAGUGAGACCAGAUGAUAAAAGAAUUCUGGAAUUUUACAGCAAGUUAGGCUGUUUUGAAAUUGCAAAAAUGGAAGGAUUUCCAAAGGAUGUGGUUAUACUUGGUCGAAGCCUGUGACAUUUGGCACUAUGAACUGUCCGAAAGUCUCUUAACUUCACCUGGUGGGUAGUGGUUGGGGUCUUUAUACAGUUCAGCCUCUGGAGCGGCCACAGAUGAGUCAAUUGGGAUUGGAAACAAAGAAGACUAUGUAAAACUCAUGCAUCAUAUUUUGAGACUACUCACUGGUUAGAAGAUAGUAUUCAGCAAAUCCUAUAGGAAAUAGAUACGUGGGCCCCUUUUUGGGUCUUGUGUUAGGUGUCAAGUCCUCUUACAUGGGCUUAUAGGAAGGGGGUCUUCAAUAAAUGUAGUCAGCACUGUUUUCUGCAUCCAAUGUGGUUGCAUUUUUCACCUUAGAGUAAUCAAAAUCAUUUGUCAUCCUCCUUGGCUUAUUGAAUGAAAUGUCUCAUUCUUUGGGGACAUGGCAGAGAUGAGAAAGAUUUAGUGGAUUUCAGAGCCUUCAGGGUGGAAAUUCCAAGUGGGAUGGUUGUGGCGUAGUAUAAGCUGAAUAAAUGAUUUCAAUUUUGGGCAGUUAUUCUGCUUUUUGUAAAGCCAUGGCCAGUUGUCUCCGGUAGUGAUGAUUGGUUCAGGCGUGUUGUGCUUUGUAGGGACAAAUGUGCAUUUGUUUGUGGCAAAAGCCUAAAAAUGACAAGCUUGUAAAUUUUUUGUAUAUAAACUAGCUGUGAUCUGCCUACCUUUGUGUUUACCGGUUUUGUUUCAUUUUGAAAAUGAAAGGUGUGAUUCAGGAUGGCACUUUGAAUAAUAUAAGUCAGUGGAAAGUGACUUUUUUGCCUUUGGUUGGUUUAGGCUUCUUUUUUUUUUUUUGGAAGUUUUAUUUUUAAAGUGCCUCUCACCUAAGCUAGGCCACAACCACUUUGGGUAUGAGAGCCUAACUUCAUAGGACUCAAUCUGUGCAAGUGCAGUCACUUCUAGAAAUUAGCCUCAAUACAGGUCAGCAUGUGUGAUGUUAGUUUGACAUCUGUCAAGUAGGGUUCAGGGACUGAUCGGUCCCAUUUGCCCCCAGAUCAGUUGUCCUUUCAUUUCAAGACCUGUUACUACUGGUUUUAUUAAAUCACAGCCUAAUUCUUGCAUGUUUGUAUUGAAUUUUUAAAAGAGACAAAUAAUGAGUAUACUUUAAUCAAUGACUUAAUGGUUAAUUUUUCCUUUACAGAUUCUGAGAGCUUCAUGUAUUUUAAUUUAGAUUUGGCGUAUUUAAGGGUUCUGAGCAUGAGGCUAGUAGGUAAUUUCUGCAGGGUUCAUUUUUUCAUCAUGACUGGCUGACUUCUUCAUAGAUUUAUAACUGUUUUAUUAUCAGCUUCCCUGUAGUUUUGUAUCAGAUAAUUAACUUUGAGCUGAGGGAAAGGGCAAGGAAAAGGAAACUUGAGACAUACUUUUCUUCAUAGGAUUCCCUCAGGAUGGGCUUUGAGAGCGUCUUCAACGGUGGUACCUAGAAGGGGUUCCACUAGUGACUUCCACCAAGGCCCGUGAGUGGCACUGAAUAGGGGAGAUGAAGGGAGGAAAGAAAGAAACCUCUAACUGAUAGAUAUAGUAGGUUGGAAAGUUUGGACCACAUUUGCAUUUUCAAGGCUGAGGUAUGAAAGGAGUAUCUACAAGAUUGGUUUAAACGGCUUAGUGUCAUGGGCUUCUCUUUAAAUAUGUUUUCUACACUAGUGAAUAAUUGUGGCAUUUUAUCUGGAGCAUUUCAGGGCCAACAUCCUAUGAAUCAAGACUUUUAGUGUUCGCUUGUGGCUUUUUCUUGGCUUUUAAUAACUGGCUAGUCGUCUGGUCACAAAUGCUGAGAACCAGAUGUUCAUGCCUAUACAUUCAUCACUCUAGGAUUGUAAAAUGCUAUGCUACUUCUAUGGUUAUGAAUAUUUAUUAAAGUUGGAAUGACAUUUCCUUGAUUGUUUAGAUCACAGCUCAGUUCUUGUAGAAAACGAACUGUAAAUUAUGUGAAGAUCAUGCAAGAGGCAAAAUAAAACUUGAAGUGAAUGUG